Rotaria sordida is the source of this 600-nucleotide messenger RNA. The record is from the annotation of a GenBank genome assembly. Lineage: Eukaryota; Metazoa; Rotifera; Eurotatoria; Philodinida; Philodinidae.
AUGACAAUGGACGUUAUAUGUCGAUGUGCAUUUGGAAUCGACACCGAUUUACAAAACAAUCCAAAUAAUAUAUAUUUCAAGAAAGUGGAGGAGUUCUUUACUCUGAUGACUGAAGAGCCAAUUAAUGAUGAAAUGCAGGACAGCAGCAAGGCAAACUAUCGGCUGACUCGAGAAGAAAUUAUCAACAAUAUCCUUAUGUUCAUGGCGGCAGGAUAUGAAACAACAUCAACUGCUUUGGCUUAUGCAACGUAUGAACUUGCUAGACAUCCAGAAGUUCUCCAGAAACUUCAGACUGAAAUCGACCAACUUCCACUGAGCAAUAGUGAUAAAUCCGACGAAGAAACAAAAGAAUAUCCCGAUUAUGACGUAGUUGCGCUGAUGCCUUAUAUGGACAUGUUUGUUUCCGAGGUCUUAAGAAUGUAUCCCAUUGCAAAUGGAGCCGUUCAACGAAGUGCCUCUGAAGAUACGAUCAUCCAAGGAAUUAAAAUUGAAAAAGGUACCUUAGUGUAUGCUGAUGUCUAUUCAGUUCAUUACGAUCGCGAUCUUUGGGGUCCUGAAGAUCCCAUAUUUGGACCAACGACGAAUCGUGUUUCUGAAUAA